AUGGGUAAGGAUCAGGCCAACGUCAAGGGCUGCCGCUUCCGCGUGUCCGUCGCGCUGCCUGUCGGCGCGGUGGUGAACUGCGCGGACAACACUGGUGCCAAAAACCUGUACAUCAUCUCCGUGAAGGGCUACCACGGUCGUCUUAACCGUCUGCCGUCUGCUGCGCUGGGCGAUAUGGUGAUGUGCUCUGUGAAGAAGGGCAAGCCGGAGCUGCGCAAGAAGGUGCUGAAUGCCGUAAUCAUCCGCCAGCGCAAGAGUUGGCGCCGCAAGGACGGUACUGUGAUCUACUUCGAGGACAACGCUGGCGUGAUCGUGAACCCCAAGGGUGAGAUGAAGGGUUCUGGCAUUGCCGGCCCUGUGGCGAAGGAGUCUGCGGACCUGUGGCCCAAGAUCUCUACGCACGCCCCCGCGAUCGUCUAA
Leishmania braziliensis MHOM/BR/75/M2904 is the source of this 420-nucleotide messenger RNA. RefSeq names its product putative 60S ribosomal protein L23. The transcript has a single exon. The record is from RefSeq and is a predicted model, not a curated record. Lineage: Eukaryota; Euglenozoa; Kinetoplastea; Trypanosomatida; Trypanosomatidae. Gene Ontology annotation, biological process: translation. Gene Ontology annotation, molecular function: structural constituent of ribosome; large ribosomal subunit rRNA binding. The coding region runs from base 1 to 420 and encodes 139 amino acids. Gene Ontology annotation, cellular component: ribosome; cytosolic large ribosomal subunit.